Vigna radiata var. radiata (mung bean) is the source of this 894-nucleotide messenger RNA. Its product is annotated as glutathione S-transferase F9. The record is from RefSeq and is a predicted model, not a curated record. Bases 79 to 726 code for a protein of 215 amino acids. Gene Ontology annotation, cellular component: cytoplasm. Lineage: Eukaryota; Viridiplantae; Streptophyta; Magnoliopsida; Fabales; Fabaceae. The transcript is spliced from 3 exons. Gene Ontology annotation, molecular function: glutathione transferase activity; glutathione binding.
AUAUAAGAGUGUUACAGAGGAAGCAAAAGUUGUGUUUGGCUCUUUGGCUUCAGUAUUGUUUGUUAAAGAGAAUCAAAAAUGGUGGUUAAGGUGUACGGUCCCCACUGUGCUUCUACCAAACGGGUGCUCGUUUGUCUCGUUGAGAAGGAGAUCGAAUUUGAGGUUGUCCCUGUCGAUGUCACUAAGGGCGAGCACAAAAAUCCUGAGUACCUUAAAUUACAGCCCUUUGGAGUUGUUCCUGUCAUCCAAGAUGGAGACUACACUUUAUAUGAAUCACGUGCCAUAAUGAGGUAUUAUGCAGAGAAAUACAGAUCUGAAGGGGUUGAGUUGUUGGGGAGGACAGCAGAAGAGAGAGGUGUUGUGGAACAAUGGCUGGAAGUUGAAGCACAUAACUUUAAUCCACCGGCGUAUGAUUUGGCCGUGCAUGUUCUGUUUGGUCCAUUAUUAGGCAUCACUCCAGAUCCAAAGGUGGCAGAAGAGAGUGAAGCAAAGCUGGUGAAGGUGUUGGAUGUUUAUGAGAAGAGACUGUCAAAGAGCAAGUAUCUGGGUGGUGAUUUCUUCAGUCUUGCUGAUAUAAGUCAUCUUCCAUUCACAGAUUACAUUGUGAAUAAGAUGAAUAAAGGGUAUUUGAUUAAAGAUAGGAAGCAUGUGAGUGAUUGGUGGGAUGACAUAAGCAGUAGACCGUCGUGGAAGAAGGUUAUCGAACUCUACCCACCUCCGAUAUAGUUCUUCAAUGGAGUCUGCAGUCAUUGUCAUCUAUCUUUCAACGUGCUUCUUCUCAAUAAUAAAUGUACUUUUAUAAUUAUCAAUGAAGUCUGCAAUGUAAACCCAAAAAUCUCAUUUGACAACUACUGUUGUCUGAAAUUAAAUAAAUGUGUGCUGCUUUGAAACCGA